This is a messenger RNA of Dicentrarchus labrax (European seabass), 3171 nucleotides long. RefSeq names its product sphingomyelin synthase-related protein 1. Gene Ontology annotation, biological process: ceramide biosynthetic process. Gene Ontology annotation, molecular function: sphingomyelin synthase activity; protein binding; ceramide cholinephosphotransferase activity. Lineage: Eukaryota; Metazoa; Chordata; Actinopteri; Moronidae. The coding region runs from base 361 to 1587 and encodes 408 amino acids. The transcript is spliced from 6 exons. Gene Ontology annotation, cellular component: Golgi membrane; endoplasmic reticulum membrane. The record is from RefSeq and is a predicted model, not a curated record.
UGCUAACCAGCGCGAAGCCUGGGCGAAAUGAUUCCCAACAAGCCCGUGUUAUUGCAGCAUACGUUUAUACGAUUUCUUCAGCUUCUUGUGAGAUGCCAUAUAGCUAGCUAGCUGAGUAAAUAAGUUUCUGUCUCGUCCUCUGUCACGUCUCAGUCCGGGUGAGUGAGCGUCAGGCACACGCAUUGAUUAAGCUAGCGAAUAGCUUGCCAGCUAACGUUAGCUCAGAGCUGAAUUAGCCUGGCUGGGGUUAGGGGUAGUUGUGGUAGAAGAAAGGAUGCUUUUCGCUUGGUUUCGUGUCUCCCUCGGGCAUGCUUGUCGUUACACACACCGUCAAAAACCAGCCUUCAGAGUGAGGAGGAAAUGACACAACUGAGUGUUCGUCGCUGGACGCCCAAACACGUCGCCAAGUGGCUGAAGGAAGAGGGUUUCUGUGACUAUGUCGACUUGCUGUGCAACAAGCACCGACUGGACGGCACCAGUCUGCUCGCCCUCAGCGAGUAUGACCUCCGCUCACCGCCUCUGGAGCUCAAAGUGCUGGGGGACAUCAAGCGGCUGAUGGUGUCCAUCCGCAAACUCCAGAAACAGAAUAUAGAGCUGUUGGAGGAGCUGGGUCUGCCCUUUGAUGGCCACUCUCCUACAGGCUCCGGAGGCAGUUUGGACUGGCUGUGUAAUGGAGACUCAGGCAGAGACUGUGAUAGCACUGACACAGCACCAGUGGGAGAGGAGUAUCACCAGUACACUAAUGGGAAGUACAAGCAGCAGACGAGGCGCCUGGACCCAGAGUACUGGAAGACAGUGCUUAGCUCCAUCUAUGUGGUCUUUGUGUUUGGAUUCACGUCCUUUGUCAUGGUCAUAGUGCAUGAGAGGGUGCCUGACAUGCGCACAUACCCUCCACUGCCAGAUAUUUUCCUCGACAGUGUGCCUAGAAUACCAUGGGCCUUUGCCAUGGCUGAAGCGUGUGGAGUGAUCCUCUGUAAUAUCUGGCUGCUGGUUCUGCUGCUCCACAAACACAGGUCCAUCCUUCUGCGGCGCAUGUGCAGCCUCAUGGGGACGGUGUUCAUGCUGCGCUGUAUCACCAUGUUUGUCACCUCCCUGUCUGUGCCAGGACAGCACCUGCAAUGCUCAGGAAAGAUAUAUGGUGACAUGUGGGCGAAACUGCAGCGAGCUGUGGCCAUCUGGAGUGGUUUUGGGAUGACCCUGACAGGAGUGCAUACAUGCGGUGACUACAUGUUCAGCGGCCACACCGUGGUCCUUACCCUGCUCAACUUCUUUGUCACAGAGUACACUCCACGGAGCUGGAACUUCAUUCAUACGUUGUCCUGGGUCCUGAAUCUCUUCGGCAUCUUCUUCAUCUUGGCCGCGCAUGAACACUACUCCAUCGACGUGUUCAUAGCGUUCUACAUCACUACCAGACUCUUCCUGUACUACCACACUCUGGCCAACACCCGGGCCUACCAGCAGAGUCGACGAGCUCGCAUCUGGUUCCCCAUGUUCUCCUUCUUCGAGUGCAACGUCAACGGGCCCGUCCCCAACGAGUACUGCUGGCCCUUCUCUAAACCCACUGUGAUGAGGAGGCUGAUUGGAUAAAAAGCAGCUUCAGCGCUAAUGUCAGACACUUGAUAGCCUGUGCUGUUUCGUCUGCUCUGUCAAGUUGCCAACUGAGGUGGUGUGUGUGUGUGUGUGUGUGUGUGUGUGUGUGUGUGUGUGUGUGUGUGUGUGUGUGUGUGUGUGUGUGUGUGAUAUCUUCAUCAACAAAGACAACUGAUGUGAAUCCUGUUAGCACCAAGGCCUGAUGGGAUACACAGAGCCAUACCUUCUUAUAUUCUGGGACUCAUCUUCUAAACCUGCUUCACCUGUCAGCAUUUUUAGGCGGAUUAUACAACAUCUACAAACCCCUACAUUCAUUCAUUUGAAACGUGAACACAGUGAAGACACGUCUCAUGUAUUGGUUGCUUAUUUUUCUUUUAAAGGGAUAAUAUUAUUUUAUGUAGCAUGAACUGCAUUUUUCAGUACCUCACAACUUUAAAAACAUCCUCCUCUGUUAAGAGUAUUUGGUGAUUUAAAAAGAAGCCACUAAAGACUCUCAGGCAGCAGUCUACCUAAUCCUUCCCAGCAGUUUGCUACUUUCUGUGCAAUCACAAAUACCUGAUCAUUUCAAGGUUUGGAUCUGGAUUCUUAGUCUGAAAGUUUUGUAAAACAUAACACUAUGGACCACUGUUAAAGCAAUAUGUAAAGAUCUACAUUUCACUGUUGCUAUUUUCUGUAUAGCAAAAUAAUGUUCUACAUGUCAACAGGUCUUUGCCAUUGUUUGAAUUUCUUUUUCAUUCCUUGAGAUUAUGCUUACGUUUUGACAGUGUUACUAAAUGUUGACAGAGUAAUUCAUGCCUCGUUGAAAGAUGCAGUAACAUAGAGCAGUUCUCUGUUGAUAUUGUUCACUUAGCGCUGCAUUUUCCUCACCAGACGUAGUAAAGAUGCAUUCAAGGAAACGUCACAAUCGGCCAAAAACAUGGAAUCAAAAGAUUUUUUCCAGCUGUCUUAAAUAUCUAAUUCCAUUUGCCAAUUACCUUGAGUGUUAUGAUAGGUUUCUCCGUGUAGAAAUGUCCCAAAUCUUUCAUGUUUACUGUGCGAUAGUUGUAUAGUGUUUUUUAAAAAAAAGAAUAAAAAAAAAAAAAACCAUAGAGUGUAAAUGACCAGAUUUGUGUAGAAUUUGAAAUUUCCCUGAUAAUAAUCCUUUAACAUCAAUCUGUUGUAAGGGUUCUUGAAAAAGGACCUAUAAAUUUGUAUGUAUUUGUUUAUAUUAAUUUAUUUAAUUUUGUAAAUGUCAAUAGGUAUUUUUAUAUUUCAUAUACAGUGUUACAGCAACAUGCACAUGGAGAAAUAUGUUUACAGUUGCUCUUAACUUUGUAUUUGUUGGAAACACAAUGUGCUUUUUAAGUGUAAUGUUUAUUUCAGAUGGGCCUCUGCAUUUCAUGGAGUGAAACUUGCCAGAUGUUGUAAUUGAUUCGGUCAUUGGCACGUUAUAAUACAUGAUUAUUGUAAAUGGAGUUGACAGUCUACAACACAUCCUUUCAGUGACGAACGAUGCUGUUGUGUUCAUGCGCUCCUGCAAAGCCACAUUACUCGUUUCAUGUCUUGUUCAGUCAUUUCCAUCAUUAAAGAGCUGAAAUCAAA